Molecule: messenger RNA, 360 nt
Organism: Trichoderma harzianum CBS 226.95
Lineage: Eukaryota; Fungi; Ascomycota; Sordariomycetes; Hypocreales; Hypocreaceae
Exons: 1
Coding region: 1-360 (119 amino acids)
Source: RefSeq, a predicted model, not a curated record
AUGCUAAAUGCAAACGACCGGAAUUCUCCCAGCAACCUGAACCAUGCCAGCGGCAGCUUUCGCGUGGCCAUUAGUAGAGGUAGCACCAAGCGGUUUAGUAGCACUCACGUCGGUACGAGGACGGAGUACUGUGCUCCCCUUACCACCCCCUGUAAUUGCUCCAGGCCCAUCUCCGUAGGCUGUCCUGUCGAAUGGCAGCUGUCUCCAUCAGCCAUGGUCCCAUUUCAGGAUGUGAUCAAUGGUCAGAAAGCCAAGUCUAGCACAAGCAGAUGCGCUGGGGGCCUCGACAUGACCUGUGCUGAGGGGCUCCCGGACUUCGCUGCUGUGCAGGACGGGGCUUGCCUGUGCUCUUGGUUCUAA